Messenger RNA from Closterium sp. Naga37s-1, 2794 nucleotides. Lineage: Eukaryota; Viridiplantae; Streptophyta; Zygnematophyceae; Desmidiales; Closteriaceae. The record is from the annotation of a GenBank genome assembly.
GCCGCCCCAUUCUCCCGCUUUCCAUAAUCCCGCCCCAUUCUCCCGCUUUCCAUCACCCCGCCCCAUUCUCCCGCUUUCCAUCACCCCGCCCCAUUCUCCCUCCUUCCAUCACCCCGCCCCAUUCUCCCUCCUUCCAUCACCCCGCCCCAUUGUCCCGCUUUCCAUCGCCCCGCCCCAUUCUCCCGCUUUCCAUCACCCCGCCCCAUUCUUCCACUUCCCAUCACCCCGCCCCAUUCUCCCGCUUUCCAUCACCCGCCCCAUUCUCCCUCCUUCCAUCACCCUGCCCCAUUCUCCCGCUUUCCAUCAACCCGCGGCAUUAUCCCGCUUUCUAUCACCCCACCCCAUUCUCCCGCUUUCCAUCACCUCGCCCCAUUCUCCCGCUUUCCAUCACCCCGCCCCAUUCUCCCGCUUUCCAUCACCCCGCCCCAUUCUCCCGCUUUCCAUCACCUCGCCCCAUUCUCCCGCUUUCCAUCACCCCGCCCCAUUCUCCCUCCUUCCAUCACCCCGCCCCAUUUUCCCACUUUCCAUCACCCCGCUCCAUUCUCCCGUUUUCCAUCACCCCGCCCCAUUCUCCUGCUUUCCAUCACCCCGCCCCAUUCUCCCGCUUUCCAUCACCCCGCCCCAUUCUCCCGCUUUCCAUCACCCCGCCCCAUUCUUCCGCUUUCCAUCACCCCGUCCCAUUCUCCCGCUUUCCAUUACCCCGCCCCAUUCUCCCGCUUUCCAUCACCCCGCCCCAUUCUCCUGCUUUCCAUCACCCCGCCCCAUUCUCCCUACUUCCAUCACCCUGCCCCAUUCUCCCGAUUUCCAUCACCCCGCCCCAUUCUCCCGCUUUCCAUCACCCCGCCCCAUUCUCCCGCUUUCCAUCACCCCGCCCCAUUCACCCCCUUCCAUCACCCCGCCCCAUUCUCCCGCUUUCCAUCACCCCGCACCAUUCUUCCGCUUUCCAUCACCCCGCCUCAUUCUCCCUCCUUCCAUCACCCCGCCCCAUUCUCCCUCCUUCCAUCACCCCGCCCCAUUCUCCCGCUUUCCAUCACCCCGCCCCAUUCUCCCGCUUUCCAUCACCCCGCCCCAUUCUCCCGCUUUCCAUCACCCCGCCCCAUUCUCCCGCUUUCCAUCACCCCGCCCCAUUCUUCCGCUUUCCAUCACCCCGCCCUAUUCUCCCGCUUUCCAUCACCCCGCCCUAUUCUCCCGCUUUCCAUCACCCCGCCGCAUUCUCCCACUUUCCAUCACCCCGUCCCAUUCUCCCGCUUUCCAUCACCCCGCCCCAUUCUCCCGCUUUCCGUCACCCCGCCCCAUUCUCCCACUUUCCAUCACCCCGCUCCAUUCUCCCGCUUUCCAUCACCCCGCCGCAUUCUCCCGCUUUGCAUCACCCCGCCCCAUUCUCCCUCUUUCCAUAACCCCGCCCCAUUCUCCCUCCUUCCAUCAUCCCGCCCCAUUCUCCCGCUUUCCAUCACCCCGCCCCAUUCUCCCGCUUUCCAUCACCCCGCCCCAUUCUCCCGCUUUCCAUCACCCCGCCCCAUUCUCCCGCUUUCCAUCACCCCGCCCCAUUCUUCCGCUUUCCAUCACACCGCCCCAUUCUCCCGCUUUCCAUCACCCCGCCCCAUUCUCCCGCUUUCCGUCACCCCGCCCCAUUCUCCCACUUUCCAUCACCCCGUCCCAUUCUCCCGCUUUCCAUCACCCCGUCCCAUUCUCCCGGUUUCCAUCACCCCGCCCAUUCUCCCGCUUUCCAUUACGCCGCCCCAUUCUCCCGCUUUCCAUAAUCCCGCCCCAUUCUCCCGCUUUCCAUCACCCCGCCCCAUUCUCCCGCUUUCCAUCACCCCGCCCCAUUCUCCCUCCUUCCAUCACCCCGCCCCAUUCUCCCUCCUUCCAUCACCCCGCCCCAUUGUCCCGCUUUCCAUCGCCCCGCCCCAUUCUCCCGCUUUCCAUCACCCCGCCCCAUUCUCCCGUUUUCCAUCACCCCGCCCCAUUCUCCUGCUUUCCAUCACCCCGCCCCAUUCUCCCGCUUUCCAUCACCCCGCCCCAUUCUCCCGCUUUCCAUCACCCCGCCCCAUUCUUCCGCUUUCCAUCACCCCGUCCCAUUCUCCCGCUUUCCAUUACCCCGCCCCAUUCUCCCGCUUUCCAUCACCCCGCCCCAUUCUCCCGCUUUCCAUCACCCCGCCCCAUUCUCCCUACUUCCAUCACCCUGCCCCAUUCUCCCGAUUUCCAUCACCCCGCCCCAUUCUCCCGCUUUCCAUCACCCCGCCCCAUUCUCCCGCUUUCCAUCACCCCGCCCCAAUCCCCCCUUCCAUCACCCCGCCCCAUUCUCCCGCUUUCCAUCACCCCGCACCAUUCUUCCGCUUUCCAUCACCCCGCCUCAUUCUCCCUCCUUCCAUCACCCCGCCCCAUUCUCCCUCCUUCCAUCACCCCGCCCCAUUCUCCCGCUUUCCAUCACCCCGCCCCAUUCUCCCGCUUUCCAUCACCCCGCCCCAUUCUCCCGCUUUCCAUCACCCCGCCCCAUUCUCCCGCUUUCCAUCACCCCGCCCCAUUCUUCCGCUUUCCAUCACCCCGCCCUAUUCUCCCGCUUUCCAUCACCCCGCCCUAUUCUCCCGCUUUCCAUCACCCCGCCGCAUUCUCCCACUUUCCAUCACCCCGUCCCAUUCUCCCGCUUUCCAUCACCCCGCCCCAUUCUCCCGCUUUCCGUCACCCCGCCCCAUUCUCCCACUUUCCAUCACCCCGCUCCAUUCUCCCGCUUUCCAUCACCCCGCCGCAUUCUCCCGCUUUGCAUCACCCCGCCCCAUUCUCCCUCUUUCCAUAA